CAAAUGAAUUGCUUAAAUUACUUUGAUCAAAGCCUUCUUCUAUAGUAACAAUUGAUUCUACAACAGUUGUUAAUUUAUAAUUGGAUGAUGAAGUAUUUCUAAAUGUUAAUCAUUAGAGCCUCUUAAAAUCAAAAUAUCCAAACUUCAAAGAUAUAAAUUCAAAAAUUAGAAGAAAUAGAAACAUCUUAUUCCUAAUUUUCUAAGCAUGAUGACACUAAUCCUAUUCAGUCAUAAAAAGAAUAAAAUAAAAAUUCUAAAUUACUUAAAAUAGAGUAGAAAAAAGUAAUCAAGAAAGCAAAGAAAUAAAAAAAUGAAAUUGCUUAAAUAGAUGAACUUCCUAAAAAGAAGAAAGUGUUUCUUUCAAUGAUGGACAUUAAAUAAGCACAUUAUAAAUAGUAAAAAUCAAAUAAUAUAUUUUAGAUUCAAAGCUUAAAGCAAACAAGAUAACUAAAAAAUUGAUGCUGAAUUAGUUGAUCCUCAAAUAUGACCAUAGUUUAUGAUAUUAUUCUUGUAUAUAAUUUUUUACAAAUCCAUGCA
Paramecium sonneborni is the source of this 537-nucleotide messenger RNA. The record is from the annotation of a GenBank genome assembly. Lineage: Eukaryota; Ciliophora; Oligohymenophorea; Peniculida; Parameciidae.